Messenger RNA from Diachasmimorpha longicaudata, 3964 nucleotides. It is a transcript of the gene Cow, whose product is annotated as proteoglycan Cow. Lineage: Eukaryota; Metazoa; Arthropoda; Insecta; Hymenoptera; Braconidae. Gene Ontology annotation, molecular function: protein binding; extracellular matrix binding; collagen binding. Gene Ontology annotation, biological process: anatomical structure development. The transcript has 10 exons. Bases 469 to 1950 code for a protein of 493 amino acids. The record is from RefSeq and is a predicted model, not a curated record.
AAUACAGCGAAGAAAGAGGCGCGCGCACGCCCUGAGCUUCUACCAAUGGCGCCCACCGUGUGUCAGUGCGUCGGCGGGGAAUUAUCCUAUGCCUUUUCCUCCGUUGGCAGUCACAAUUCUUUCGAUACUUAAUAUUGAGCAGCACUGAAUUUAAUUAUCAAUUAUUUUUCCUGACUAUUGCCAUUUCGUCAGUGGUCUGCGUGGAUUACCCCGUGUUUUUGGUAAUCCGGCUUUGCCUCCUGGUGAAUGAGCAAUUGUGCGAGUUUGUUUUUCUGUAAAUUUUACAUAGUUUCGCGUUUCGAUCCUCACGGUUUACGGCUUUACGGGUUUUUCCAUCAAAUUUCAGAGGAUCAGAAAGAAGAGGAUCCGGUGAGAUUCGCAAAAUUAUUGUCAUUUUAGUUGGUGUUAAUGGUGAGGGGUUGAGGGCAGGAGAAGCGACGGAAAAAUAGUGAAUAUUGAAAGGAGUGAAUGAUGGGGCGGCUUGUCUGCUGGGUGUUCCUGAGUGCUGUGUCAUUCAUCAUGAUCACUGGUGGUGACUGUAAACGAAAAUUCGAUGGGGAUUUUGAAUUUGCGGAAGAGGAUGACACAAAAAUUUUGAAAGUUGGGGACAAGAAAUUGUGGAUUAAUGACCCAAAUAGUGAGCUAUGUCGCCCUUUGAACUGUAAGAAGAAAGAACUCUGUUUGCUGGAGGAUACAUUUACAGCGGUAUGCGUAUCGAAAAAGGAACUUCAUAAAUCUGGGGAUAUUAUUAUGCCGAAAUCUCGAAAUAAUCAACAAAGGAGGAUGCACAAUGAUAAUUCGAUUGAAAGCGAGAACGAUGAUGCAUUUUUUGACUCUGAAGAUGACGAUGAGGAUCAAGACGAGUCCAAGUGUCAGGAGUGUCCGGUUGUGAAGCCUAACUUCCUCUGUGGAAUUGACAACCGUACCUACAGUUCACCCUGCCGUCUCGAGUACCACAACUGCAUUCAUCAUACAUCGAUUCACAUAGCAUGCAAAGGCUUUUGUCCAUGUAAAGAUGGAUCGGAUCCUCGUGUCCACACUAAGAAAUUCCUUCAAAUUAAACCCCAAAAAUCAUUAUUGGGUAAACUUGGACGAAAUAGGGAUAUUACGUUGAUGCCUCGUGACUUUAACUUCGACAAUCAUCAUUACCAGUAUCUUAAAUACGGUAAACGCACAAAGAGCUUGGUCAAUAAAAAGUAUGAGGAAGAUAUAAAACAUUCAAUGGCCAAUGACGUAAACAAAAAUUCAGUGACAAUGAAGUCGACUUUGGAUACAACAGAAUUAAAAUCAAAUGUACCCGGGACUAAUGACUGUUCAUCAGCAUCCAAGUCAGAGAUGGCAAAUCGUUUGUUGGAUUGGUUUUCAGUAGUUAUGGCUGAUGCUAAGUAUCGUCGGCAACACACCAAGUCUAAAGGGCACUUCCCUGCUGGCUGUCAAACCGAGGUGAGGUGGAUGUUCGGGCAUUUUGAUACUAAUGGAGAUCGAAAAAUCUCACUUUUUGAACUUUACGGGCUUGAGCAUGAUCAGAAUGAGCCUUGUCUCAAGCCAUUCAUCGAUGCUUGCGACACAAAUGGAGAUGCUUCUAUGAGUGGCCAGGAAUGGUGUGCAUGUUUCGCAAAAGCUGAGAGGCCGUGUGCUGCAGUUCGUAGACGCACAUCACCUGAUGUGGCACCCAUGUGUGAUUCUCGAGGGUAUUUCCGAAGUGUUCAGUGUCACAGUGGUCUCGGACUCUGCUGGUGUGUCGAUCCUCAUGGCGUCGAAUUUGCGGGAACACGGACUCGUGGGUUUAAACCCAAUUGUGAUGGAAUUUUCAAUAAAAUUACUAGUGACAGCCUAAAAACAAACAGCGUGAACAUAGAAAACGUUGAACCGGAUAACGACGACGAGGAUUCGGACAUCGGUUCUGUUAAUGACCUGGAGGGAUCGGCCGACCAGCCCCUUGACUUUUAGAUUAAAGGGAAGAAACUCAUUUUCAUUAUCUCCUCUCGGUGAAGAUACGAAGAGGCGAUAACAAUGUUCGCUUGGGGCGGAGGAUUUUUUCCACAUUUUUCUACGGUGCAUUUGAAGAAAAUCUCUUCCGUAGGGUUGCAGAUGAACGUUAAGGGGAGACAACACUCCGGAAUGGCCCUUAAAGCAUUUGCAAAUAGAAUUGAAGAGAAAAAAAAUUGCGAAGUUUAUUGAUUUCGAUAAAUUUUUGAAUUAGAAAAGUUUGGUCAGUGAAUUUCAAACCAUUUCAUCUCUACAACAGUUCCAUUCAGCAUGAAUUUACGGCGUGUAGGGUGAUAGUGUGCAGUUAAUGAGAUGGAGGGUAACAGAAGGUACGAUUGAACAAACUGAACGCACGUCUGAUGCACGUGAAACUCAUACAAAAUAAUAGAGAAAACAAUGCAAUAGAGAAAAUAGAGAAAAAAUCGUACGUAUUCUAUGGAAAUUUGUGCAAUGAUCAUCAAUCAUUAGACUUUAAUGGCAUUGCUGAUUCUGAGUAUAGUUGAAUUGAACAAAAUUGAGAAGAAUCAAUGUGCAUUGAAAAAUUUUACGGCACUAAUGAUAGAAUUUGAUCUCUCUCUCUCUCAAAAUGAUAAAAGUAGAGGAAAAUGCUUUGUCAGUGUUGCAAAUGUGCUCACAAAAAUGCUUCAUUACUUUCUAAUUGAAGUCAAUUUCAUAUAUAAAUCCCAAGUCAAAGACUUACUAGUGUAAAAUAAAUAAAUCGUAAGUAGACAAAGAGAACAUAUACAUACUAUUUUCCGUUCUAACUCUCAUUCAACGACCGUAUACGUUGCGAUAUUUCGUCCAGGUACACUUCGCCAUUGAAUAUAAAAAAAACACGCAAUUAUAAAGUCUCAUUUUUUUUUUCAUGUGCCAUGAUUAGCUCUUGAAAGCAGAUGAAUUUUCAUACGUUUAGACGAGCAGAUGAAAAUAAAGUGGAUUAACUUCCGUUUGAUCCUAAUAAUGGACAAGUAUUUUUACUUGGUCACAAUCAAAGUAGAGGAACUCAUUGUGGUAUAAAUUUAGUGGAAUAGAGAUGGGAAUAUAUGUAUAACGCGUAGACAAAAUUAAUUGCAAGAACAUUGGUGUAAUAUUGUGAAUAGAUAAUUAUUUGGACAGGCUGCAACGUUAAAAAUUAACUGUCAUCGCAUACAGUUCUUCCGUCCCUACUGUGCAUAUUUUAUUUGUCAUGAUCGUUUCAGAUACUUCAACGACUCUAUUAUUUAUUAUUUAUUUUGCUUUAAUUUUUUUAUUCACAAAACUCAGUGCUUGUGAUGGUUUUAAAUUUUCGAGUAUCAUUUGAUUACUCGCUCCAGUCCCUCAAUAUGUGUGAAGAUUUAUCUAGAAAAUCAUUCCAGUACCAUAAAGGUCAAUAAUCACCAUUUAUUACGUCUAUAUGAUUAUUAAAAUUCAUGAUAAUAAUUAUAUUGUAAAAUAGUAAGGUAAUUUAUUGUUGAUUAAGUGAUUACAAUUGGUUCCCAUCAACUUUUCAAUUGACUGUAAUACAUUAUUAUGUGUAGAGCAUGUCAAAUACUUCGAGAAUAAUUGGAAGAGGUGGAAUACUCCAUAAUUGAAGAUAUUGUCAUCGCAGUCAGUUAAAAUUGAGUUGUAAUGAGGUCAGUGGGUCAACAUGAAUUUUUAGCUCUGUCGAAGUAUGCAUUUAAUUAUACCGAUCAAAAAACGAUCAAAAUUUUCAUUCUCGUCAACGGGUCAAAGGUUUUUCAUAUGUAUAUAACAAUUCUGAUACCGUAAUGAACAAACAAUUAUAUAGGAACAAACCUGGUACUGCGAUGAUUAAUUCUUAGGUAAAGUAUGAAAAUAUAUUACAUUACAUAAAAUAAUAAUCACAAUGAUGAACUGCAUUGUGCCGUCAAAAAUUUCUACUUGAUUUCCAGGCUAUCGUAGAAUCUUCACAUAUUUAUUAGAUAAUGUACAAUGUGGAUGUAAGAUUUCUUUAUGAAUAAAGAUUGUUGUAGAA